Molecule: messenger RNA, 1989 nt
Organism: Aspergillus affinis
Lineage: Eukaryota; Fungi; Ascomycota; Eurotiomycetes; Eurotiales; Aspergillaceae
Product: acetyl-CoA synthetase-like protein
Exons: 1
Coding region: 1-1989 (662 amino acids)
Biological process (GO): fatty acid metabolic process
Molecular function (GO): medium-chain fatty acid-CoA ligase activity
Source: RefSeq, a predicted model, not a curated record
AUGACUAGUGACACUGUCCAACCCAAGGCUCUGGGCCGGCUCCUCGAGGCAGUCGAGGCCAGGUAUCCGGGUCACGUGGCGGUACAGUCGCCCGGCCAAACGGAUCAUCUGGGUCUUGGUGUCAAGAGUCCCUCGACUAGCCCGCAGCCCGUGAGCUGGACCUUCUCAGACCUUCGACGUGGCAGUACUCAACUUGCCUCACGCUUGCGAGGCGACGGAGUCCAACCCGGCAGUCGCAUCGCGACUUUCCUAAACAACCAGGCCGAAUGGGCGCUCCUUUUCUGGACCAGCGUGCGCAUGGGAUGCCGGUUUGUACCGCUGGACCCGAGGGUCCUCGGACAGCCCGCCAUUGUGUCCCAUCUCCUGCGAAGCAUCGACGCUGCUGCCAUAUUCGUGGGGACCGUGGAGAUUGCCCGACAAGUCGACGAGACAUUGACCAAAGAAGGAAAGCCGCUGCCGGUCUCCGCGUAUCUGGUCUCGUCGCUUGCGGAGGAUGAACUGCUGCCUGCUAACUGGAGGACCUUAGGAAGCGUCAUGGUAGGAGCUGAGAUGGAGGAAUCGGAGGUGAGCAUCGAGAAAAUUGACCUAGAGCCGGGCGAUACCAUCUUGAUCCUAGCCACGAGCGGUACCACAGCAUUGCCGAAGCUAUGUCCUCACACGUCCAUCACGCUGCGUGCCGCCGCACAGGUCUGCCAGCCUUUGCGAAUCGAUGCCGAAUCUUCGCUGUGCCAGCAACUUCCUAACUUCCAUAUCUUCGGCAUCUUCCUGAACCUGGCAUUUUGGCUGGCCGCGGGUAGGCUGAUCGUCCCCAGCCGCACGUUCGAUCCCCAGGCCACGUUGAAAAUAGUGGCAUCAAAUCGAAAGGUUCACCUUCCCUGCGUCCCAUCGAUGUUGCAAGCAUUAAGAUUGCAGGUCUCGAAGGCAGGAGAGAGGCAAGGUUCUGGACCGUACGCAAUAAUCAUUGGGGGCGCUGUCAUAACGGUGGAGGCUUUGGUGACUGCCAAGAUGCUGCAGCCGCAGAUGAUAUUUGUGGGGUAUGGGGCAACCGAAGCCGUGGUGGCUCCGCUUCACCAGCUCGACGAAGGGUGUGUUAAUAUGACCGGCCAUCCCGUCCCGAUCGCCAAGGUAGACUCGGAAGAAGCCGAUGUGCGCGUAUGUGAGCCGGGAUCGCGAACACCCCUGCCCCGCGGGCAACCCGGGGAAAUACACCAGGGAGGACUCGGAGUGAUCGAGGGAUACCUUGGUACCGACGAAGACAAGAGCUCGGACUUUUUUGAGGAAAGUGGAAAGAAAUGGAAGGCGAUGGGGGAUCAAGGAAUCAUUAACAGCGACGGUCACGUCUACGUUUUCGGGAGGUGUGAUGAUAUCAUUAUCCGCGGAGGAGAGAACAUCUCACCUUUAGCAAUCGAAGAGUGCCUUUUGACGAUCCCAGAAAUCGACGAUGCCGCCGUGGUGGGAGUUCCGGACCCCGUGGCCGGCGAAGUGCCCGUUGCCAUCGUGCGACGGAGAAUGCCAGGCAUCGUCCCGGUGAAAAGGCUUCAAGCCGUCGUAGCGAAUCGACUGGGCCGUGCUUUCUCUCCAACUCUGAUUCUGGACAUACGAACCGACCUGAGUCGGGAUAGCUUUCCAACGACGGCGACUGGAAAGGUUCAGAGGAAAUCGCUGAAGGAAUUGGCGUUGGGUCAUAUUCGACAUUUAACGACCCUCAAAAAGGUGCGCCUGUCAAGCGACCUGACGAAGGAGAUCACGGGCUCUUGGGCGACGGUGACCGGUUUAGCCGAAGAAGACAUUGACCCCGAAGCUCCGGUCACGACCUUCGCGGAUAGUAUCAUGCUGAUGCAGUUCCUGAAUCAGGCCCAGGUCCAAGGAUGGAGGAUCACGCGGGAGGACAUGGCCGAGUUGCAGACGGUUCGAGCGCAGAUCGAAUUUAUAACCGACCAGAAGUUGGGCAAGGAGGGUGGUAGCGUCUUGAGUGUCUUGAGUCGAUGA